AUGACGAAUGACUUUGAUGUUAUAGAUAAUGACUACGUACAAGUACCUAAGAUUAUCAUAUCAAUUCUUCAAGAUCAAGUUGCAGUGAUUAAUAAUUUAUCAAAACAGUAUACAAAUUCAAAAGAUAUAAUUUAUACCGCAAAAGGCGUAGCUUUGUCAAAGAUAAACAACUGGGUUGCUCCUUUUGGUAUAUACAAGGAAACUUGCCAUAGUAAAAUAAAUACUCAAGAUGCUGGGCCAGCAAACGGUACUGGCGACGUAAAAACUCUCAUUGAUGACUCACAAACACGAGAUCAUUCUGUCGGAGGUUUAAUCAUUACCGUAAAUUAUUAUCUACCGGACAACAUGGAUAAAGAACAAACAAUAGUGACUUAUAACGAAGCGACACGUCAAAAUAAUUUAUAUAUCAUAAAUUAUGUCUUUAAUUCCAUUUCAAUUCUAUGCUCGACACUUGUUUUGACGACACGCUUCAAGUUAAAAAAAAUAAGUUUUUCAAAUAGAAUUUCGCUUCGUUUAAUUAUGUAUGUUUCUAUGGCGGAGAUUUUAUAUUCAAUAUCUCAU
This is a messenger RNA of Funneliformis mosseae, 561 nucleotides long. NCBI's taxonomy places the organism in Eukaryota, Fungi, Glomeromycota, Glomeromycetes, Glomerales, Glomeraceae. The record is from the annotation of a GenBank genome assembly.